Messenger RNA from Pelobates fuscus (common spadefoot toad), 5569 nucleotides. RefSeq names its product stereocilin (gene STRC). The transcript is spliced from 28 exons. Bases 1 to 5550 code for a protein of 1849 amino acids. Gene Ontology annotation, biological process: cell-matrix adhesion. Lineage: Eukaryota; Metazoa; Chordata; Amphibia; Anura; Pelobatidae. The record is from RefSeq and is a predicted model, not a curated record. Gene Ontology annotation, cellular component: stereocilium tip; kinocilium; cell surface.
AUGAAGGUGACAGGCUACAACCAACAAAGAAAACACUCAAAGUUUGAAAACAUUCUUUCAGUAUGGAAAUCAAAACUUGGGUAUCCUUUGUCCGAAGUCUCUAAUUUUAUGACUGUUCGGAAGGCCCAUGAUGAUGUGCAAACUACUCUUGAUAGGUGGAUGGCCAAUUUAGAGUCCUUAUGGAAUUCACAAGAAAGGUUUCCGUCUUUUAACAGUGUUCAGAAAAACAGGGUGAAACAGAAUCGCUUGUCUGCAUUUUUAUACAAUAUAUCAAUGUAUCUGCAGAGUCAAGAUUCUCAAGAAGAGGAUGUUGAAACCUGGGAAAAUCUUGUCCACCAGUUCUUAAAGGUUCCUGCAGUCAAGACGCCAACUCUUCCUCUUCUCAACAUGCAGGACUUCUUUGUGUCUCUGAGAGGAAGUCAAAACUGGGCUGCUCUUCUAACCUUCAUGCAGACUAUUAUAAGAGCACUUAGCAGCAGCCAUACUGCUCUACGCCUUUUAGGACAGAACUGGGAAAUACUUAGUAGGCUCAUGGAUACCUUAUUCCAAGCUUUGAUCAGUGGAACCUUGACCCAGACCAGUACAACACUUCAAGGAGUCUUAUGCUCUCUCAUGGGUCACAAUAACUGUGCCUUUGGCCCAGACCAACUUAAUAAACUUAUGUUUCCCUUUGAAAUCUCUAACUGGCGCCCAUUAGUCAGCUUCCAGUCAGGAAGCUCUGUUGCAGCUCAUGGGAAAUACAGACCAUUUAGCAUUCCCUCUGGAGUUUUCAAAGACAAAACUGGAAACAACAGCAAACUCAACUCUGGUUUGAAUCAGGCUGAAAUGCAAAAUGUCCUUGAGAUUUUCUAUCGUUCCAAGGAAAGAGAAAAAGGAAUGAAAGAUUCUGGAUCAGAGGAAGUUGUUUGGGAAGUGCUAGAAGAUUUACGUCAAAACCUAAUGAAACGAAUGGAGCGAUCUGUUUAUGACACGUUAAGUAGGAAAGUCUCACGCAUGACUGGCACUUUGAUGAAUAGGGUGUCUUCAAUCAUUGGUACUCCCCACUCUGACCAGAAUGGAAAGUGUUCUAUAGGUAACUUGCAGCAACUGAUCUUGUGGGGUAUAAAGCAUAACUUGACCUGGAAUAUCCAGUCUUUUGGUUUUACUUCCACAACAUUCCCAUCUGCCCCACCAAUCCUGGCAUGUAGUAAAGUUACUGGGCAAAAUGAAAGAAAAACUCAUAAUAUCACAAAAAGAUCGGAAGCUGAUUUUGUGGAGGAAAUACCACCAUAUUCAGAAGUUCUGGAAGCCGUCUGCAAUGAUACCAUCCCGGGACUGCCAGGUGUUUCCAACUUUACAGUCUUUCUCUAUUGCAAUGUUUACAAUGACACUGGCUAUUCCCUUGAGUCCACCUAUGAUCUAAAGACAGCAUGUUCAGAUGCCGCUUGGUAUUUGUCGUCGAUGGAAGAAGACUCAUUUUGGGUGUGGGUUUGCAGAGAAUAUUUCCCAGCAGAGUUCAAUAUCACUAUAUGCAAGAACUCAUCAUUUUCCAAACUGACUGAGAACCCACCUUUGAUUAGUGAGCUCUGCCACAGUGCCUAUAAUAGUUCUGACAUUGUCAGAGCAUUAAGGAACCUUAGAAAGUGUUCUGAUAUGUGGCAAGGACUAUCUAUGAAUCCAAAAGGUUUGAAAACUUGCCUGUUGGAAAAUAAGACAAUUUGGAUGGAUACCCUAUGCAGCAAUGAAACCUUGUCAGGCAUGUCAGAAGCUAGUAGGGCUUGGGUGUCUAAACUUUGCCAUCGCCAAACAUCAAAAAUAAACAUGCUCAAUUCAUCCUGCAAUUACAGGAAAUGGGAUGAAAGCAUGUUUAGAAAUGCUACCAUGAUGGAAGAGUGCAGAGGGAUAAAUAUCCAGGAAUUUGGAGAUAUUGUAUGCAGAGAUAGUGCAUUAUAUAGCACUUUAAGACCCAUUCAUUCCUGGGUUGCGAAAUACUGCACAGAAUAUUGGACAAUUACUCCAGAAGAGGGAAAGUGCUUUCUUCAGAAAAUAGUAGAUAUGCUUCCUCUUUCCUCAAAUUUUGAUGUGUCCCAGCUCUGCAGAAGUCCUGUCUCCUACACCAUAGGACUAGUCUCUCAGCUCUCCCAAUGUGACAGUGAGUCCACUGGUUGGGCUCAAAACCUACAAUAUCUUCUGAAGAUUCUGGAUUUUCUGUUCACCCUUUCUGACCUGGAUCAGAUAGGUAAGGAAACAAGGGAUAGACUGGGAGAGGCCAUCCUCCUUUCUAGCUUACUGGAUAAUGGCUCUCUUUGGGCUUCUUUCAAGAUGAAUUCUACACUCAGUAUCCUUCAGACUGUGGAGUGGUACCUGGAACAAAACAAUGACGCCUCUGACAAGGAAGAUCUCCUGAGCUGCUUCAGUCCUGUGCUGUGGGAACUUAUGCAGAACGAAGAAAAUGCCUCAUCUUUUGAGAUUCUUCUGCAGGAAUAUCUACAGAUGCCUCGAGGAGGGUUCCAGAAGGUUCUAAUGUCAGCCGAGAAUGAGGCAGUGGAACGAUUCCUUUCCUUGAUGCACCGAUCUUGGCCUCGAAUUCAAGUCUCUCUACCCGAUGAGAAAGGUUUGGAGACCCUCACCUCCAUGAUGAUCCAGAAAUUCCCUCGACUGACCCCCCAGAUAUUUGUAGACUUAUCCCAGUUUAUUCCAUUUAUGUCCGUCUCUGACAUCAUCAGCUUCCCUCUGUCCCUGCUGGCCAAUCAGAGUGUAUUAGAUGCAAUCAGGAUCCACAGCCCGGAUAUGAAGAUCACACAGAAACGGGCCUUUGCAAGAAGACUCCUGCAGGUUGACCUGUUUGGUGAUAUUCCUUUAUGGCCUCCAUACUUUCUGAGAUCUAUCCAGCCUAUACUCCCGUAUCUGCCCAUCUGUCACUUUGUAAAGUUAACACCUGAGCAGAUUAAAUUGCUGGCAGAUGGCUGGAAAGACGUAAAGCUUGAUAUGGUUCAUGGCCGCUAUGUGGCACAAAGUCUUAUGAACAGAGACAGAGACGAAACAACGGAACAGAUUCAGAGGCUUGGUAGCCUCAUCUGUUACUUGACAUAUGAGGAUCUUCACAGUUAUCUCCAACUUCAAUACCCACUUGGAAGCCUGGAGAAAAAUCUGCUUGAGUGCAUUUCAAACAGGACUUUAUCCCCCCGUGGACGGCUGGCCUACUCCUUAGUGGAUGUACUAAAGAAGGUCAAUCUACACGGACUUGGUCUGACCGAAAUAAUGAGCUGGAAACGUCUACUUUCUGAAAUGGGAGUGGAUUUCUUCCAAAAGCUUGAAGGUUCCCAGUUGUCUGGUCUUCUCCAAAAAGUAGAAGCUGCAGAAAUAUCUCCUGCCCAGGCUUUGGCAGUGAUGAAAUACAUCACCCCAAAAAACAAUGUUGCAGAACUUGUGAUUUGCAGUUUCCAUUCACUGAUUCCAGUUCUGAGUCCAGAAAUCCUUCGUUCUCUCUCUGCUUCUGUUCUUACAAGAGCCUGCCAAUGUCUGGGACCUUCCCUUCCUCUGCUGUCAGCCGCACAGAAGGCAGCCAUAAUGCAGAACCUCCGGCAAUAUUCCUAUGAACAAGAACGCUGGUCUGUGCAGUUGGCUUGCCUGCUUCCAUUUGCCCCUCUAAAACUUUUGCACCUUGAUACGCAGACACUGCUGAAGAACAUUAGUCUAUACGGAGAACUGGAAUGGAUGCCACAACAGACCCAGUUCCUAUGGCGGAAGAUUCAAGCUGGAGCUAAUCUAACCAAGAACACUAUUCUCACCCUUGGCAGUCUUGCAAAUGGGAUCCAGUGUGAUACCCUACAGCAACUAAACACUCUGUCCGAAAUCAGAGAUGUUGUGAAAUACCUGCAUGGAAUACCCUGCGGUCUGCGUAAAAGCCUGAGGAAGUGCAUUUUGGAGGAAAUUCAGAGGCGGCCUGGGCUGUCAUGGGAAGACACAGCGUGGAUGGGACCUGAAUUUGUUACUGACUUGCCUGUGAAAUUAAUUGACAGACUUUCCAAUGACUCGGUGAAGCUGUUCUUGGAACAUGCCCAUAAAUAUCCCAAGGUCUUCCUGGAGCUUCUUCCUCACAAGAAGGCUGCUUUGGUGGAAAAAGCGCUCCGUGUCUUGCAAAUUCCCGAACAUGGAGAGAUAUUGGUGGAAGACUUAGAGCUCCUGGGACCUUUGGUUGGCUAUAUUGGAGAAGAGCACAUCUCACAAAUUAAUAGGAGGCAUCUAUUGUUACACUUGGAUGAAUUAAAAACAUACUGCUUUUCCGAGGAAUUUAUAGGGAAACUUGGGAAGAUCUUAACAGAAGAAGAUAUGUUGGGGAAUCCACUGUACUGGACUAAGAAGGAUAUAGUGCAUAUGGGAAGGUUGUUAUUCUUCUUACCAACACAAUAUAUUCAUUCACUCCCCAAGAAUGUGUUGGGUCAAGAUACUCUUGAAUGGCUUCUGGAGAGCCAGAGGGUGUGGGAGGAAGAUGAAAUUGGACGUAUCUGCAUGAAGGAAAACACAAGCCUUAUGGACAGGAUGAGGAGAAACAGACUGAUACUGACCUCAGCCAUAACAAAGAGCAUCUAUAGAGGUACUCGAGUGAGUAUGGUAGUUGUUUCCACAGAACCUGUCCCAAGCUGUGCAGACAUGAGAGUAACGUUACCCUCUGCGUGGAGCCCUUCUCAGAUUAGUGGGAUGACGCUGCCUGACUUCGAAGACUGCCUGAGCUUAAUAAGUGAAGAUAUGGAUCUCACGCCUCAUCAGGCAAAAGCUGUGCUGGCAAAAAUAAAGCAGCUCUUUGGCCCAAUUAAAACAAUAAGUCCGGUACAAAUCCUGCAGAUGGGCUAUCUAACUAGCUACAUGAGUGAGAAGGACCUCCAUGAGAUUCAGAUUCCAGAUUGGGGAGUUGUAUCUUUCCUGGGCAGGAUGGAGAGUUGGACCGUAAAACAGAUGAAGGCAUUAGUGACAAACAUUCUCAGGCAGAACAGAAAGGGCACUUCUGAUCUGGAUCUGAUGGAGAUUUCAGCUCUUGGACACCUUCUCUGUGGUUUGGGCGUGGAGGAACUCAAGAGAAUAAACAAACAGGAAUUCAGCCAGGCAGCCGUGUUCGUGGGUACUCUGAAACUGAAAUGUUCUGAGGCUCAGAUGGAAACGCUGGCUGAACUCUUAACAUCCCAUAUGGGGUUUGGAACAGUUAGUAGAUGGGCCCCUGAGAUCUUUAUGGAGGUUGGAACACUGUCAGCUGGCCUUCCAGACAUUGUCCUGUCUUCCCUGAUAAGAGACCAGAUUCAAGGAUUGACUCCCGAUGCCAUCACCCUUAUUCCAGCACCAAAGUUUUCUGUGGUCUUCAGUCCGGCUCAGCUUUCCUUCUUCACCAGUGACCAGGCCACAGCGGUGACACUGGAACAAUAUCAUCAUCUCAGCUACCAGCAAAGACAGGCCAUCUCUAGUGCACAGUAUGAGGGAGAAAUUCAUCAGGAUCCCAGGGGUGAAAACAGCGUGGGAUCAAUAGUACCUUCCAAUCCCGCUUUCCACCUCUUGGCAGCACUAUUGUUCCUGAUUUAAACUCCAUUUUCAGGCCUAC